AUGCUGUCUGAAAAGCUGCUCGAUAGCUUCGCCUUGGUGAAGCUGCAGGCGGCCAUCCCAGAUGCAAGUCUUCUCAAUGUCGGCCUCGGGCUCAAUCCCACGGUCUGGAUUAACGAUGCUUGGUGUGCACACGAAAUCUUCGAGAAGAAGGCCCAAAUCUAUGCUUCACGGCCGCGCAUGGUGGUCUUCGGUGAGUUAGGCACUGGCCAGUCGAACCUGGUGACCAUGAGAAUUCGCAACCAGGAGGAGCGAGACCAUUGGCGCAUCCACCGGAAGCUCAUGCAUAUCGGCGUGGGCGUGCAGUCCGUCCGCGGCUACCGAGCCAUUCAGAACAACGAGACACUUGGAGCGCUAUGCGACAAGUGA
This is a messenger RNA of Chaetomium globosum CBS 148.51, 366 nucleotides long. RefSeq lists its product as uncharacterized. The transcript has 3 exons. NCBI's taxonomy places the organism in Eukaryota, Fungi, Ascomycota, Sordariomycetes, Sordariales, Chaetomiaceae. The record is from RefSeq and is a predicted model, not a curated record. The coding region runs from base 1 to 366 and encodes 121 amino acids. Gene Ontology annotation, molecular function: iron ion binding; monooxygenase activity; heme binding.